Molecule: messenger RNA, 1303 nt
Organism: Juglans microcarpa x Juglans regia
Lineage: Eukaryota; Viridiplantae; Streptophyta; Magnoliopsida; Fagales; Juglandaceae
Exons: 3
Coding region: 135-1019 (294 amino acids)
Molecular function (GO): nitrite reductase [NAD(P)H] activity; 2 iron, 2 sulfur cluster binding
Source: RefSeq, a predicted model, not a curated record
UCCGUCUCUCCCACAUUAUCCAUUUCCUGUGGACUGUGACGAUGCACUUCCUUCUCUCUCCCCCUCUCCCCCUCCUGUUCACACUCUUUCUUUUCUCCUCUCACCACUUUUCCUAUUGACCCAAAAAAUACUCCAUGGCCGCCACACUACCCUUCAACCUCACUUCACCAUUAUCCCCCGCAUUCCCAAGAAAUUAUUCUCUUCCCCCUGCCCGCCCUUUCCCGCUGGCCCUCCUCCACCGCAUGAUUACAAAUUACGGCCACUGUUCUACUUCCAAACUAUCCGGGAAUCACCACUUUUCCGCUCCGACCGCCCGGAGAAUUACUACUUGUAAGGCCACGGAGGUAUCGGUGGCGGAAGAAUCGUCGGCCUCCGGCGACGGCAGAGGAGAGAACUGGGUGCCGGUGGUGCCUCUUGGGGCGCUGCCUAGGGGAGAACGACGCGUGAUAUUGCAGGACGGCGAGACCAUACUGCUGCUAUGGUAUAAAGAUGAGGUUUUUGCUAUUGAAAACAGGUCCCCUGCUGAAGGAGCCUACACCGAAGGCCUGCUUAAUGCCAAGCUCACCAAGGAUGGCUGUAUAGUUUGUCCAACAACUGAUAGCACGUUUGAUCUCCAAACAGGAGAAAUUAAGGAAUGGUAUCCAAAAAAUCCAGUGCUGAGAGCUCUCACUCCUGCUUUAAGGAAGCUUUACAUUUACCCUGUGAAAACAGAUGAAGAAAACAUUUACAUCAACAUGAUAGGAGGUGUGAAAUCAGAUGCAUCUGCUGAGAUCAUCUUUAGUGGGAAGGCUCAACCUGGUGUAACUUCAACUGAUGUUAAUGUGGACGAGGUUAGAAUGGUGGUUGAUGAAGAUCAAGAGGGUUUUGGUUUCACUGCAAAGAACGAAAUCAUAAAUGGGAAGGCAGCUGUAAUUGGCUUCCUGGUAUUGUUAGAUUUUGAACUCUUGACUGGUAAAGGUAUUCUAAAGGGAACAGGCUUCUUGGACUUUCUGUAUGCUGCUUCAAAAGCUUUCAAGUAGAUAGAUGCUGUUGUUGUUCCUGUUCUUUCAGAAAUCAAAGGAGUUAAUAAGUCUUUCCCAGAAACUACCACCAAGAAGUGACCAAAAAAAAAAAAAAAACGAGAAAAAAAUAAAUAUAACAUAAAUGAAAAAAGAAGUCCGUUCAUAGGAAGAUUACCUGUUUAGACAUCACAUUUGGAUGUUGAGUUCCUUUGAUAAUUUUGAUAUGUAUUUCUGUGAUUGUAUAUUCUAUAGGAAUCAGACCAUCUUGAUCCUUGUUUAUGUCAUGCGUUUGAGAAUUUUUA